UCUGAGACGUCCUGGUUGUCAACAGCAGGGAGAGGAAGAGCCCAGAGUGCAGCCCUGAGCACAGCAUCAGCACCGCCUGGGACCGGGCUCUUCUUAGCCGCCGCAGACCAAGGAACAUUGAUUACGAUGAGAAUUGCAGUGAUUUGCUUCUGCCUCUUGGGCAUCGCCUCCGCCCUUCCAGUUAAACAGACUGAUUCUGGCAGCUCUGAGGAAAAGCAGCUUUACAACAAAUACCCAGAGGCUGUGGCCACGUGGCUAAAGCCUGACCCGUCUCAGAAGCAGACUUUCCUAGAACCACAGAAUACUGUGUCCUCUGAGGAAACUGAUAACAAGCAAGAGACCCUCCCGAGUAAGUCCAAUGAAAGCCCUGAGCACACAGACACUGUGGAUGACGAAGAGGAUGGAGACAGCCAGGACACUGACGCAAAUGACUCCAGUGACACUGACCAUUCCGACGAGUCUCACCAUUCUGAUGAAUCUGAUGAAGUGGUCACUGAUUUUCCCACUGACGUUCCAGCAACCUCCGUCCUCACUCCACCUGUCCCGACCGGAGACACAUACGAAGGCCGAGGUGAUAGUGUGGCUUACGGACUGAGGUCGAAAAAGAUGUUCCGCAGAUCUGAAGUCCAGUAUCCAGAUGCCACAGAGGAGGACGUCACGUCACACGUGGAGAGCGAGGAGGUGGGUGAUGCACCCAAGGCCAUCCUGGUUGCCCAGCGCCUCCACAGGGCUUCCGACUGGGCCAGCCGUGGGAAGGACAGUCAGGAGACGAGUCAGCCGGAUGACCGCAGUAUGGAAACCCACAGCCGCGAGCAUUCCAAAGAAUUCAAGCUGAAGGCCGAGGAUGACAGCUAUGAGCAUUCCGAUGUGAUUGAGAGUCAGGAUAAUUCCAAAGUCAGCCAUGAAUUCCACAGCCAAGAAUUCCAUAGCCGCGAAGACAAGCUAGUCUCAGACCUUAAGAGUGAAGAAGACAAACACCUGAAACUUCGUGUUUCUCAUGAAUUGGAUAGUGCCUCUUCUGAGGUCAAUUAAAAGGAGAAAAAUACAGUUUCCUACUUUGCUUUUAGUAAAAAGAAAAAAAUACAUUAUAGCAGAGUGGGACAGAAUAUGAAAUGCUUAUUUCUCUGCUUAGUUGGUAAAUAUAUGUGUGUGUGGAUCUGGAAACAGAUCAUGGUUUUGAUCAUUAGUGUAGUGUGUGACUUGAUGGUAACACCCUUGCACACUAAAAGCUUCAGGGUUUAGCCUAUGUUCUUUCCAUAUAAGAAAUGCAAACCAUCAUUGCAUUUUAAUGUUUGCUACCCUUUUAUGAAAAGAAGUUUAUGUAGAAGCAAAAAAAUCCUUUUACACACUUGAGAACAUAAAAUUUCAUGUCACUAUGAUCUUUUGUUUUUUAAAUUAGUUUAUAUUUUGUUGUGAUUAUUUUUGUUGGUGUGAAUAAAUCUUAUAUCUCGAAUGUAAUGAGA
This is a messenger RNA of Lagenorhynchus albirostris (white-beaked dolphin), 1463 nucleotides long. RefSeq names its product secreted phosphoprotein 1 (gene SPP1). Gene Ontology annotation, biological process: positive regulation of bone resorption; osteoblast differentiation; cell adhesion. The transcript is spliced from 7 exons. The record is from RefSeq and is a predicted model, not a curated record. Gene Ontology annotation, molecular function: extracellular matrix binding. Bases 127 to 1032 code for a protein of 301 amino acids. NCBI's taxonomy places the organism in Eukaryota, Metazoa, Chordata, Mammalia, Artiodactyla, Delphinidae.